Molecule: messenger RNA, 18006 nt
Organism: Echinococcus granulosus
Lineage: Eukaryota; Metazoa; Platyhelminthes; Cestoda; Cyclophyllidea; Taeniidae
Product: Dynein heavy chain 2, axonemal
Exons: 75
Coding region: 1-18006 (6001 amino acids)
Biological process (GO): microtubule-based movement
Cellular component (GO): dynein complex; membrane
Molecular function (GO): ATP binding; kinase activity; ATP hydrolysis activity
Source: RefSeq, a predicted model, not a curated record
AUGGCUGUUGGCGAUUCAUGUACGGGUGUUGAUGUACACGAUCUGACUGCUAAUGAACAUUAUAUUACCUGGAAGUGGACGCCUUUAGUCAUGGGAUCUUUCAGCUGUCAUCAAGUCGCCAGUGUCACAAUUGAAACUAGAUACGUUCUAAGUGUGAGAAGACUUGAAGCUUCAAGAACGUGUUGUAGUAUCGGCGUGCUUUCCCGUAACGCAAAUGAAGUAGGAUUAAUUGUACAAUGUGUUUGUAAACUGAACUCUGGUCUAUGGAGAAUUCAAACUUGGAACGCCAUCGGUCCGUCUAAGGAAGUUGACUCAUACUAUCAUCGGAUAAAACUCUAUCGUGAACUCUCCAUUCCGUACCGUCCGCGAUCCCUUUUGGUUUUCAUCAACCCCUAUGGUGGGAAGAAGCUAGCCGAAUUGAUAUUCUAUUCAACUGUUCGCCCGAUAUUUAAUUUAGCAGGUAUCCGUACAAAGGUCAUAGGUCACUGUGAAAACUUCAUGCUCAUGGAGGAUCUUCAUUCCUAUGACGGGGUGGUAGCUGUCGGUGGAGAUGGGCUCUUUUCAGAGCUGCUCCAAGGACUUCUGUACCGGACACGUACUGAUGCAAAGCUUCCUCUAUACAAGCAGCACAAGCCCUUCACCUCGGAAGUCACGCCUCAGCUCCGAAUUGGACUUAUUCCUGCCGGAGCAGCUAUUUCAUUGGUCGAAAAAUCUGCAAAUGAUACGGAUGCGACAAGGCAACACCUUGCAGAACAUGCCAGAGGUAGUCUAGACAACCAACCAAAGCCCCUAAGUUCUAGCAAUGAGGAAACUACUGGAGCUCUAAACCUUGAACAACUCUCUGACGUUCGACUAAUGCAGUCAUUCGGUCUAUUCAUGGAACAGAGGAUGUUGAAACAGCUGCUAUUCAUAUUGCUCUGGUCGUUUCUGAAAGCCGCACCGUUUGUUCUGCCAGCCUCGUUUGGAAAGCAGCUCCUCUACGUCGUUUCUUUUCUCGUGGAUCUAGGCUUUGACAUCGGGGUCGAUGUGCUGGGGAUCCAUGAAUCAUCUACCAAAGCAUUUCUGCGUUACACAGUCUCCCUUCUGGGUUAUGGCUUUCACGGCGAUAUUCUUGAACCCAGUGAACGACUUCGGUGGCUUGGCCCCCCUCGAUAUGAUAUUGCUGGCGCCAUCAAAUGGCUGAAAUUGGCCUCCUACAAAUGUCGCAUUACUUACCUCCCAUCAACUUCUUCCACUCCAUUCGACGAAAACAUCUGUGGUUCCUCGUGUCCGGUGUGCCUUAAGUUGGAUAGAGAUUACGAGGAGGCCACCCAGGCGGUUGAAGCGGACCAAUCAAAUAAGUCUGGUGAGGCGAGGCAGGCCGCCGGGCCCGCCACUCAACCACAUCCUACCACCUCAAGCCUCAUGGACCCUCCCAGCCUCUGCUCCCAGUCUCCACACUCUUGCUCGGCGCAUCCUCAGGACGAUUUGAACGUGGAAGAAGCGGCAGAGAUGGUGGAUGACCUGUUAUUGGAGGUGACAGGAGCAGAAGGAGGUGAGGAGUGGGGUAGCGAGGAGAGAAAGCUGAAGGGUGGAUGGCGAGUGAUAACGGGAGACUUUGUGGCAGUUAACGCCUUCCUCAUCUCCUGCCGCUGUGCCAAGUCACCUUUGGGCCCUGCACCCACCGCACACCUCGGCGACGGUUUCCUCGACCUCAUCCUCGUGCACCAAUGCUCACGGUUGCAGUACUUGCGCUAUCUCUUCCACCUAACCAACCAACGCAAGGAGCGCCAUUCACAGCACCUCCGCAUGCCCUUCAUCAAGGCGCACCGGGUGCGGGCUUUUCAAUUCCAAGCCCUCAAUCGCUAUGGCGAUCCCGUGGUUUACGAGGAGGCCCAUUUUCUCUGCGCUGCCUGUGAUAUCAUUCAUAUUUCAUGUUUUCGGAAAUCAUUCACAGGUCAUCGGGCUGCUACUAAAGGAAUGGUCAACAAUUUGUCGUUCAAUGGAGAUGGUUUGAAAACUCAGCUAAUGGCACUGCACAAAACCGAGAUCAUGUCAGGGAAGUUCCCCUCGCUGCCGAUCUCUUCUUUCUGGUUCCAGUUCACAUUGACCACACCUGCGGAUGCGCAUGCGCAUGCUCAGACGGUUUGCUGUGUUUUAGCUGGUCUGACAACUGGUGACUCUUCUCAGAGAACAGACAUUCUUUUGGGUCCUUAUGACGAGUUCAUCAGCAUCGAGCCGAACGGUGAAACUUACAAGGACGCUUUGAAGUUUGGCAAUUUCGACCAAGUUCCAGAAGUCGAAUUUGUGGAUCCUCCUCCUAGUGUAGACCAAAUGAUUAGAAAUCGCUUAUUCCUAACGGGAUACGAUGCAAGUUCCUGGAAGGAUGAGCACACGUCUUUUGUAUUGACUGAAUUUGUACCCGCAGAUGGAGCUGAUGUCAUCUUUUUUAGCUUACUUCCAGAUGGACAUCUAUACGUGGGUUCGGGAUUUCCGACUUCUAUUUUUCGAGAUAUCAACUACUUCAUGCGCACUCAUGAGGGUAUGAAUGUUGAAAUUACAUCAGAAAAUUUUCCUUUAACCGUCCAAAAUGGUUCAGUUUUGGGGCAGGGGAUCGAAAGUCUGCUUCGAGUUAUGUCAAACGUUUACGCACCUACAUUUUUUGCCGACGAGACAUGGCCCGACAGCAUCAAAAAUGACUUUGCCCUACAUUUGCAUCGUUUUAUGUCUGCUCUUACGGAUACACGGUGGAAGUUGAACUCAAAAACAGUGCUCUAUAUUCCAAUGGAAGGCUUCAAGCACUCAUUAGGUGAAGAAGCGAAAGAUAAGGAUCUAGUCGGGCGUCUUGAAAUGGUAGUAAUCCACUGGACACGACAAAUUAAGGAAGUGCUUAGCUCACAAAGUGCUAUUGAUGAUGAUGAAGAAACUGGGCCCUUGGAUGAAAUUGAGUACUGGAGAAAUCGUUGCGAAGAUUUAAUGGGCAUCAGUAAACAACUAGAUAAUAAGAGCAUUAUGGAGAUUGUACAAAUUCUAACAAUUGCAAAAUCUUCCUACAUCACUGCAUUUAUUCUGCUUUCGGAAGAAAUAAAAAAUACGUCUGCGGAGGCACAAGAUAACCUAAAGUUUUUGGCCACAAUGAAGGAUGCCUGUAUUUUUCUUUCUGAUUUAACUCCAGCCCAAAUCCCACCAAUUCUACCUAAGAUCAUAAAUCAAAUACGUAUGAUAUGGACCAACUCGAGGUUUUAUAAAUCAAGGGAGGUAAUAACUGGUCUUUUUCGGAAGGUCUCGAAUGAAAUUGUUGUUCGAUGCUGUAGCGUCAUCUCAUUAGACGAAAUUUUCGCCGGAAGGGUGCGAUCAGCAUCUAUUCGGCUCCAAGACUGCAUCAGGUGCUGUGAGAAAUAUAAAUCCACUUAUGAGGAUCUCAAGGUGAUGCAUUCCGAGCUUUCAGGAAUACCAUGGGACACGGAGGACGGAAGCAUCUUUGCCCAUAUAGAUGCCUUCAUUCAGCGCUGCAGAGACUUACUCGAGAUUUGUGAAUGCCAGGCGGAUUUCGGCCGAUUUGAGGAGGGUAAUAAGGCUGAAAUGCCUAUCUUCCAGGGCGCGAAAGGACCUGAGAUAGAGCUUCUUCUCCUGCAAAUCGAGGGCAUGUUUGCUAAACUAAUGACAAGCCUCAGUGAGAAGCGAUCUGUCAUUUUGGACGUCAAGGCCACCACAUGGCAUGACCAGUAUAACCGCUUUUGCAGUGGUAUUAAAGGUCUCGAAAUUAUGAUGCAGAACGUUAUCAAUAUGGCGUUUGAAACAGUCACAACAAUUCAGCAAGGUGUAGAGAUCCUUGAUGUCUUUGCUCAUCUCCAAAAACGCGAGGCCAUCCGGAGGGCACUUGAGGUAAAUACCCACGUGGUCGUGGAUAUGUUUCUUGAUUGCGUUUCAAAGGUGAAACAGGAGAUGGCUAUGCGACCCUUCAUGGGUCUGCCAAGACCACAAGAGCCGAAAUCUGCCUUGAAUGGGAUCUUCUGGCGAUUUCUGCGUCGCCGUCUCGAUAGGAAUAUAAGCCAACUCGAUUUGGCAUUUUUCGUUCCCGCAAUUGCUAAAGUGCUAAAAGAACAGAGAAGCGUUUACGAUCAAAUAUGCCUGAGCAUUGAGGAAAUGACGCGAAAGGUUUUUAACGAAUUCAUGAAUAGCAUUGAAUAUGACCCCCUGAAGUGCCUAGAAGUGCCGAUUCUAAUGCGCAGCACAAUCAAGUCGGACCAACUGGAGGCAACAUUUCCGGGAAGUAUAUUGCGCAUAAUCAAUGAGUUAGACCACUGGGUGCUAUUGGGGAUUGAGGUGCCGCACUACGCGGUGGAGGCGCACCGACGUAAGUCAGAGUUGCGUCACCUGCGCGAGAUCGUGCUAGUGAUGGUGCGCGAAUACAACCGCAUCCUCAGCAUCCUCAACUCUGAGGAGAAGGCCCUCUUCCAUGAGCGCAUUAAGAUGCUCGACAAGAAGAUCGCGCCCGGAUUCGUCAAGAUCCAGUGGCCUGUCAAGUCCAUGGUCGAGUUCUUCGUCAACGACAGCCGCCUACAGAUCUGCAACCUGCAGGGCAAGGUGGAUGGAUACAAGAUGGCUAAUGCAGAUAUUAGAGUUAAUUGUGAGCUCAUUGCCAAGACUCUCCUAAUUAAGCUCGAGCCUGGAAGGAUUUACGAAAACGAUGAUUUCAACCAGGAACAGUCCAACCACAGAGAGAGAACAGUGACGAAGCUGGUUGCGCUGCAUCAGGACAUUAUUCAUAAGAUGUCACUGGUCAGGGAUACUUUUGUUUCGGAAAAUCCAGACGUCCAAGCGCGUUGGUACUCAUACACGGAGCGGAUGGAUCGCUAUUGUCAAGAGGCAUUUCGUCUGAACGUCAAAUUCUCCCUAGGGGACCUCCGACGAGCCAUCAAUGGGGAUGGGAGAAACGAACCCAAUCCAUUUUUUAAAAUUCUUCUUAAUUUGGACGGCUCCUCGCUAGUAUUCACACCAACUAUUCCUCAACUGACAGAUGUCGUGAUUUCUCUAGGCGAUCAACUUAUUGCAGCCCUUGCAAACAUUCCCCGCCUGCCCGAGGUCUUAACCAAGAACAAGAUCACUGGGACACCAUCGAUCGCUGCAAUGGUUGAAGCAGACGAGGAGGUGAUAAGGAUUGAAGAGAGUAUCAAACGCGGCAUUAUCGAUAUCGUCAAGCCGGUGCAAGACCCCCUGGGCCACUGGGAUCAGUUUCGAGAGAUUUGGGAGCAGCCUAAAGACGAGGUUAUCAAUCACUAUCGAGAGAUCAAACGGAGUGCCACUUCUAUUAAAGCAGAUAUCGGUCGGUUUACUGAAGUAACCAAUAAGGUGUUGGAUGCAGAGGCAAUAGUGACGGUACGGUUUCUGCAGCUCGAUUUCAGUCUCCUCAAGAAUGCCAUCGCAGCCCAUUGCCGAGAGUGGCAAAUGCGUUUAAUAAACCUCCUUGUGGACAUGACCGUCGAAAAUCUCAGUGGAAUUUAUAAGUACAUGAGCGAGAUGACCAAGAGACUGUCUCACGUUCCCGAGAAUCUUACCAAACUUGUGGAGUCCAUGGAUCUAUUAGAGAAAGUUUUCAAUGAGAGGACAGAAAUGGAGGAUAAGUUCGCACCAUUGGAGGAGCAAUUUGCUAUUUUGGAUAAAUGUGAGGUGACUUAUAAGAACGAGGUGGCCACAAGGAGGAUAAACCUUGUUUCGGACUGGAUCAUCUUCAAAGAAACUUUGGUCAACUGUGAAGAGGCGAGUCGUUUGCAAAUGAUCCGCAGGACAAAAGAGAGAUUUAAGCUUAACCUGCUGGCGGAAUCGGAGAGGCUAAAAAUGCGUAUAUCGGCUUUGCUGAGCGAGUUGCAGGCCAACGGCCACCACAACCUCGGUCCGCCGCCUGAGGAGGCGUUGGCAGCGUGCCAGGCUUUCCGCGACCGGCUUGCCGUAAUGAUGGAGAAGGAGAACGAGAUCCGCAGUGGCCUCCUCAUCUUCAAGAUAGAUCAUCAACCCUGCAAAGAGUCCGCACUUGUACAGAAGGAGUUGGAUAUAUUGGAACAAAUAUGGACUCUGAAUAAAGAGUGGGAGGAGAACUGGAUGGGGUGGAAGCAUGGAAAAUUCUCUGACCUGCAGACAGACGACAUGGAAACACUUGCGACGGCGAUGUUCCGAAAAUUCACUCGCCUCGCUCGAGACAAUAGAAGUCGUCGUUGGGAUGUGCUGGAUGCGAGCAGAGAUCGCGUUGACCAAUUCAGAAGGACGAUUCCCCUGAUAGCCGAUCUGCGCAAUAGUGCGAUGCGGCCUCGGCACUGGGAUGCCAUUCGCAAGGAGAUGGCCCGGGACUUUGACCAAAAUGACGAGACUUUUACACUUGAAAAAAUAAUCAGUCUCGGCUUUGACCGCUAUGCUGCCUUCAUUAGCGAGCUCUCACAAGCAGCAACAAAGGAACUGGGCAUUGAAAAGGCUUUGAUCAAAAUUGAAAGUGUCUGGGCUACCAUUGAACUGGACAUCGUACCCUAUAAAGAUAAGGGACACCUUAGACUGCGAUCUACUGAUGAUCUUUUCAACACGCUUGAAGACCACCAGGCAACAAUGAAGGCUUCUCGAUUUGUGAAACCAUUUGAGCAUGAAGUGGAUUUAUGGGAACGUGCCCUUUCUAAGAUAACAGAGACUAUCGAGUUGUUGCUCACAGUGCAGAGACAAUGGCUCUACAUGGAGACCAUUUUCAUGGGUGACGAUAUUCGUAAGCAACUGCCUAAGGAGUCAACGCUGUUCGAUGAUCUCGACGUGGAAUGGAAACGGAUAAUGACAGCUAUGAACGAAGUAAAGAAUGCUCGACGAUGCUCUGAUUUGGAGGGAAUAUGUGAGGUGCUAGCAAAAAUGAAUGAAAAGUUCGAGGUUAUUGAAAAAUCCCUAGAUAUGUAUCUCGAGACGAAGCGUCAGACAUUUCCGCGUUUCUACUUCAUUUCAAAUGAUGAUCUGCUCGAAAUACUGGGCCAAGGCAAAAACCCGGAGGCCAUUAUUCCCCACCUAAAGAAGUGCUUUGAUAACAUCAAUGUCGUAAAGUUGGAAAAAAAGACUAUUAAAAAGGCGCAGAUCCCAGCUACAAAGGGACAUUCAUCUCUAAAGCCGCAAAUAUCGCGCAAACAACCAACAGAUUUACAUAAAAAUUACGAGGGUAUCGAAGAAGCCUCCCAGGAUGUAAACAUGGCACCCGCUGAAGAGACACCGACUUUCCAGGAAGAGCAAAGGCCUUCGCCGGAAGGGAAAGAGCAUGAGGAAGCUCCUGAAGCCGUGGCCGAGAGUGCUGCUAACCGGCUGGAACGGCCUCGAAAGUUUUCCACCAGUGAGGUUCAAUUUGAGGUCAACCAGAGCAGCACCUAUCUACGCACUAAUUCGAACUCAAUGCACAUAGCUAGACGAAGUGAGCUGCGUGAAAUCUACUUUGGAAGCUCUGGUAGCGACAACAACAUCUCACGGAGUGGCAGUGCAGUCACAGUGAUCGACUGGAACAUGAACGCCGCAGGCGACUCUUUGGGUUCAUUUACCGGCGGUCAUAAUGCAGUUGCACAAACCACCGCGAAGAAGGCAAAUACACAAAUGAUUACUUACACUCAGUUCGAUGGUGUUGCUAUGAUUUCCGCAGAUGGAGAAGAAGUUCCUUGGAAGAAGAAUGUUCGCAUGGAGGGUCCCGUGGAAAUGUGGUUGCUGGAAAUUGAAUCCCAAAUGCGUAAGGCCUUGAGAGACCUUCUGCGUGACUGUCGGUUAGUGAUGAAGAAAGCCAGCGUUAAGAGAGAGAAGGCUGUCAAGGAGUGGCCGGGACAGAUUUGCAUUACGACAAGUCAAAUUCAGUGGACAGCUGAUGUCACCAAAGCUCUGAUCAUGGUGAAUCGUCGCCAUGAUAAAAAGCCACUGCGAAUGAUUAGAAAGAAGCAAAAGGCGAUUUUGAAACGAUUCUCGGAGGCUAUUCGAUCUAACCUGAGCAAAAUGCAAAGACUGAAGAUCAAUGGCCUCGUGGUUAUCGAGGUCCACCAGCGUGACAUCAUUGAUAAGCUCUACAAAUCUGGAUGCAAAGACACUGGUGCAUUUGAGUGGCUUGCACAACUUCGCUUCUACUGGGAAAAGGAAGAAGACGACUGCUACGUCAAGCAGACUAAUGCUAGUUUCCACUACGGUUACGAAUACCUGGGUAAUUCAGGUCGUCUCGUUAUCACACCUCUCACGGACCGGUGCUACAUAACCCUGACCACUGCACUAAGUCUAAACAGAGGCGGUUCACCUAAGGGACCUGCCGGCACGGGCAAGACAGAGACGACUAAGGACCUAGGCAAGAACCUGGGUGACUACGUAAUCGUGAUAAACUGCUCCGACGGCCUCGACUACAAGUCUAUGGGACGCAUGUUCUCGGGUCUCGCACAGUCCGGUGCUUGGGGCUGUUUUGACGAGUUUAAUCGAAUCAACAUUGAAGUGUUAUCCGUGGUGGCACAACAAAUUCUGGCCAUUCUCUCGGCGCUGGCCUCCCUGCCAAAGGGAAAGGGCGUACCUUCCAAUAUUCGUUUCAUGUUUGAAGGGAGGAUGAUUAAACUGGUCUGGUCCUGCGGUAUCUUCAUCACUAUGAACCCCGGUUAUGCAGGUCGCACGGAAUUGCCGGAUAAUUUGAAGUCCAUGUUUCGCCCCAUUGCCAUGGUAGUGCCUGAUUUCACCAUGAUCGCCGAGAUCACCCUCUUUGCUGAGGGCUUCGACGCUUGUAAAGUGUUGGCCAAGAAGGUGUUUACACUCUACAGCCUCUGUAACCAACAACUAAGCAAACAGGAUCACUAUGACUUCGGAUUACGAGCCCUCAUCUCCGUGUUGCGCUACGCCGGACGCAAGAAACGCGCAAAUCCAGGAAUGCAAGACGAGGAGAUCCUUCUCCUCUCCAUGAACGACAUGAACCUGGCCAAACUCACCUCUGUUGAUUUACCACUCUUCAGAGGCAUUGUGUCUGACCUCUUCCCAGGAAUCGAGGUCCCUGCUAUCGACUACACAAAUAUGAGGAACGCAAUUAACGAGGCUUUUAGGGAAUUGAGGUUACAAGCAACAAAAUUUGCAGUAUCCAAGGUCAUUGAACUCUACGAGACACAGAGUUCUCGCCACUCGGUCAUGAUUGUUGGAAAAACCUUAUCAGGCAAAUCGGCCACGUGGAAGGUUCUACAGUUGACUCAGCGCAAGAUGAUGGAGGCCGGAUAUGAAGGAUUCUACCGGGUCUGGGAUUAUCCUCUUAACCCGAAGGCCAUAUCCCUUGGAGAACUCUAUGGUGAAUUUAAUAUUUCAACAAAUGAGUGGAGUGACGGUAUACUUUCAAGUCUUAUGCGUCAGGCUUGCGCUGAUGAAAAACCUGAUUACAAGUGGAUUCUCUUUGAUGGUCCAGUGGAUGCUUUAUGGAUUGAAAGCAUGAACUCUGUCAUGGAUGAUAAUAAAAUUUUGACCCUCAUUAAUGGAGAGCGAAUCUCUAUGCCUGAUCAGGUAUCUCUGCUGUUCGAAGUGGAGGACUUGGCAGUGGCCUCACCGGCCACAGUAUCACGCGCUGGUAUGGUCUACAACGACGUGAUGGACCUUGGUUGGUGGCCCUACGUCAACUCCUGGCUGGCCAACAAGGAGUCCAAGAUCCUAGUAACCACACUAACUGGUCUCUUCGAAAGGGAUAUCCCCCAAAUACUCGACUUCACAAUGAAUAACUGCAACAAGCUCAUUCCUGUCAGCGAGACCAACCUUAUCAUCAGUCUUUGUCGCCUGUUCGAUGUUAUUUAUAGCGAUGGUAGCGAGUUCGACGUGUCCGAUUUGGAUCUGUACACUCGCUUGAUCGAGAUGCUUUUCCAAUUUUGCACGAUCUGGUCAGUGUGUUGUGUGGUUGAUGAGGAUGGACGCAAGAAGGUAGACUCCUACAUCCGUGAGAUUGAUGGCAGUUUCCCCAGCAAGGAUUCCAUCUUUGAAUUCUUCCUUGAUGUCAAAUCGCGAGCCUGGAUACACUGGGAAGAGAAACUGCGUGGUGGUUGGAAGUACGAUCCCGAGCAACCCUUCUACAAGAUUCUCGUACCCACUGUCGAUACCAUCCGCUACAACUACUUGGUGAAUGCACUUGUCUCUGGACGGAGCCCGGUUCUCAUAACUGGACCAGUUGGGACGGGAAAAACCUCGAUUGCUCAGGACGUUCUUUUCAAUCUUGACAAGGAAUCGUGGACUUACCUCAUCAUUAAUAUGUCAGCACAGGCAGACAUAAUUGAAUCGCGCGUGGAAAAACGAACCAAGGGCACGUAUGUACCGACUAGAGGCACCAAAAUGGUCACCUUUAUGGACGACUUAAACAUGCCUGUGAAGGAUGAGUUCGGUUCCCAGCCGCCGCUGGAGUUGAUUCGCCAGUGGAUUGACUACGGCUUUUGGUACGAUCGGGCGAAGCAGUUGCCCAAGCGAGUGCAAAGGAUGUUCCUCCUUGGUGGUAUGGGACCUCCUGGGGGUGGUCGAAUGUCCAUCUCUCGGCGUCUCCAAUCCCGAUUCAACCAAAUCAACGUCACUUUUCCCACUGAUGCCAAUUUGAAACAGAUCUUCGGUACCAUGAUAAACCAGAAAAUUGCCAACUUUGAGGACGAGGUUAAGUCCAUGGGUGAUACUCUGACGGAUGCAACCGUCUCGUUCUACAAUUCAAUAGUGGCAAAGUUUUUACCGACUCCAACACGAAUCCACUAUUUAUUUAAUCUUCGUGAUAUAUCUAAAAUUUGUCAAGGUAUUCUUAGAGCAAACAAGAUCACCAUUGAUUCAAAGACUGCAAUGCUACGUUUGUGGAUCCACGAAAGCUUUCGUGUGUUUGCCGACCGUCUCAUCAAUGCCAAAGAUAUGGCCCAGUUUAUUGAGAUUAUGGGUGAAAAGCUGGCUCAGUACUUUGAUCAAACUUUCCACAACCUCUGUCCGUCAAGAAGUUCACCCGUAUUCGUGGACGUACUAAACAAAGAUAUGAUUUAUGAGGAUAUUCAGGACCUUGGCCGUCUACGCGAGGGUCUAUUUGAGUUCCUCAAUGAGUACAAUGACUCUCCUGGCAUUGUUCCGAUGGAUCUUGUGCUAUUCAAGGAUGCCAUAGAGCAUACCUGCAAGAUUCUUCGUGUUAUCAGUCAACCACGAGGCAAUAUGUUGCUUAUUGGCGUUGGUGGCAGUGGACGGAACAGCGUGACAAAACUGGCCGGUUACAUCUGUCGCUACAAAGUCUUUAGCGUAGAAGUGAAUAAGAACUAUAAAAAGGCCGAUUUUCGUGAGGACCUAAAGAGGCUCUACCGUCAAACUGGAGUCCAGUGUCAAUCGACGCUGUUUCUCUUCUCGGACACCCAUGUCACUGAAGAGGCCUUUCUGGAAGAUAUAAACAAUAUGUUGAGCUCAGGUGAAGUUCCUAAUCUCUUCAAAGCUGAUGAGUUUGAAGAAGUAUUCAACGCCAUCAUUGAUCAGGCCAAGAAGCAGGGCAUGGAUGAAUCACCCCAGUCGAUUUACAGGUACUUCAUCGAGCGAGUUCGAGCCAACCUGCACAUUGUCCUCUGCAUGAGUCCCAUCGGCGAUCCUUUCAGAGAUCGUAUGCGAAUGUAUCCAGGCUUCGUGAACUGCACCACGAUCGAUUGGUUUAGCGAGUGGCCAAAUGAAGCUCUUCUUGAAGUGGCUACUAAGUAUCUGAGUGACCUUGACCUCCUUCAUGGCAAUGAAGAUGCAAAGAUGAAAUCAGGUGUAGCGCGAGUGUUUGCUUUAAUGCACAACUCGGUUACUCAAAUGUCGGAGAAAAUGAUGGAUGAGUUGAGAAGGCGAAAUUAUGUGACUCCCACAAACUACCUCGAACUCGUUUCAGGCUACAAAAAGAUGCUGGGGUCGAAGCGGAGGGAGCUCAGUGACUGGGCGAACAAACUGAGGAGCGGUUUAGGAAAAAUUGACGAUACACGGACAAAAGUUGAAGAAAUGUCCAUUGAACUGAGUGAAGCAAAGGAAAAGGUGGCCGUCUUCCAGAAGGAGUGUGAUGAUUAUUUGAUUAUCUUGGUCGAACAGAGACGAGAAGCCGAUGAACAAACGAAGUCGGUAACGCUCACUAAAGAAAAGAUAAAAGUGGAUGAGGCGAAGUGCCUUCAAAUGGCCGAGGUAGCCCAAGCCGAUCUGGUCCAAGCUAUGCCAGCCCUGGAGGCCGCCAUCACAGCGUUAGAAGCCCUUAAUAAAAAAGACAUCACAGAAAUUAAAUCCUAUGGUCAGCCUCCCCACCUCGUCCGAAAGGUGAUGGAAGCUGUAAUGAUCCUGCGGCAGGCGCCUCCCACAUGGACGGAGGCUAAGAAGCACCUGGGGGAGCAGGACUUCAUCAGCCAGCUAGUCAACUUUGAUAAGGACCAUAUAAGCGAUAAGACACUUAAGAAAAUCAGCGCCUACUGUUCGCAAGAUGACUUUAUACCCGAAGUCGUAGGAAAGGUUUCCUUCGCUGCGAAGUCAUUGUGUAUGUGGGUAAGGGCCAUGGAGGUGUACGGUCGUAUUUAUCGUUACGUAGAGCCCAAACGCCAGCGUCUACUGCAAGCCGAGGCUAUUUUGGCCGAAAAAAGGGCUCAAUUAGCAGCAGCUCAAGCAAAACUCGAUGCUCUUAUGGCUGAAAUGGCCCGUUUGCAGCAGGAAUAUAAUGAUAAGAUGGAACAGAAAGACGAAUUGAGACGCAAGGCAGAAGCGCUGGAGAGGAUGCUCGAAAGAGCACGAAUGUUGGUAGAUGGCUUGGCCGAUGAGAAGGUACGCUGGACUCAGACAGUGGCCGAUCUCGAGCGCAGGAUCGGACUUCUUCCAGGCGACUGUCUCCUCUCAGCCGGAUUCAUCUCCUACAUGGGUCCCUUCCUGUCAAAAUAUCGCGAGGAAUUGGUCUCUACCUGGGCCGGAGCUGUGGAGACGGAAAAAAUUCCUAAAUCAACUCCUUAUUCCUUCACCGAGUUCCUCUCAGAUCCUUCCAAAGUUCGGGAUUGGAAUAUCCAAGGCCUUCCUCGAGACUCUUUCUCUGUGGAUAACGGAGUCAUUGUCUCCAGAGCCUCCAGAUGGCCGCUCAUGAUCGAUCCACAAUGCCAAGCAGUGAAUUGGGUCAAGUCGAUGGAGGGGUCGCAACUUCAGGUGAUCGACCUGCAGAUGCGAAACUACAUGCAGAUACUUGAACGCGCCAUCGCAACUGGUUGGCCAGUUCUUCUUCAGAACAUUUUGGAGACCCUUGAUCCCGGUCUGGACCCCAUUCUAAAUAAGUCGCUUAUGAAAGUUGGAGGAGCUGACAUCAUACGACUGGGUGACAGGGAGGUAGAGUACAAUAGUAAUUUUAGAUUCUAUUUGACUACAAAACUGUCAAAUCCGCGCUACGCACCCGAGAUAUGCACAAAGACCACGGUGGUGAAUUUUGCUGUAAUGCAAGAGGGUCUGGAGGCGCAGUUGCUAGGCAUCGUGGUGCGCAAGGAGAAGCCAGAGCUAGAGGAGCAGAAGGACAGUUUAGUGAUUGGCAUCGCCAACGGGAAGAAAAAGUUGAAGGAGCUGGAGGAUGAACUUCUGCGUCUCUUGAACGAGAUUCAAGGCUCUCUGCUUGAGGACGAAGGUCUCUUCUUGACACUUCAGACCUCAAAAGUGACGUCAGUGGAGGUCACCGAGUUCCUCUCGAUAUCCGAAAGGACAGAAGUUCAGAUUGAUACAGCUCGCGAUGGUUACCGACCUUGCGCAAGAAGAGCUGCCAUCCUAUUCUUCGUACUCAAUGACCUCGGAUCUAUAGAUCCCAUGUAUCAGUUUGCUCUGGAUGCUUAUAUCGACCUCUUUGUUCUCAGCAUAGAGAAAAGCCAGCGUUCUCCUCGCCUGAGUGAAAGAAUCGAGAAUCUCAACAAACACCAUACCUACGCUGUGUAUCGUUACACUUGCCGUGGUCUAUUUGAAAGACACAAGCUGCUCUUUUCCUUCCAGAUCUGUAUCAAGAUCCUGGAGGAGAUGAGUAAGCUCAACUUAGAGGAGUAUAUGUUCUUCCUACGCGGUGGCAUUGUCCUCGAUAGGGCCCACCAGAUGGACAAUCCCGUUCCCAGUUGGCUCUCUAGUCUUUCAUGGGACAAUGUAACCGAACUAAACAAACUGGCAAACUACCGCGGCAUUGUCACUUCGUUUGAGCAGUACCCUAGAGACUGGCACAUUUGGUACACCUCAGAUGAGCCUGAAAACACGAAACUACCAGCUGAGUGGGAGAGCUUGACCAACGAGUUUCAACGAAUGCUCAUCGUGCGCUCGUUGAGGCCUGACCGCGUGACGUUCUGUGCCACAGCCUUCAUCACCAAUAACAUCGGCAAGCAAUUUGUUGAACCACCCGUACUUGACAUGAGAAAUGUGGUGGAAGAUAGUUCGGCCAGAACUCCUCUAAUAUUCGUGCUGUCGCCGGGAGUGGAUCCGACCGGAGGAUUGUUGCAAAUGGCAGAGGCCUGCGGCAUGGGGAAACGCUUCAACGCGCUCUCACUGGGCCAGGGCCAGGCCCCAAUUGCCACGCGGCUGAUAGAGGAGGCCAUGCGCAACGGUAAUUGGGUCUUCUUGGCCAACUGCCACCUCUCACUCUCGUGGAUGCCGCAGCUAGACAAAUUGGUGGAACAGAUGGGUGGGGAGCAGACGCACAAUGAAUUUCGUCUCUGGCUCUCCUCCAGUCCCACACCUCACUUCCCCAUCUCCAUUCUGCAGGCUGGCAUCAAAAUGACCACUGAACCGCCAAAAGGUCUGCGUGCCAACAUGAAACGGCUUUACCAAAUCGAGGACCAGUUUUCUGCCUGCACCAAACCAGAGAAGUACAAAAAACUGCUUUUUUGCCUUUGCUUCUUCCACUCCGUACUGAUUGAGCGUCGAAAGUUCCGUAUGCUGGGUUGGAAUGUAACUUACGAAUUUAAUGACGCCGACUUUGAAGUAUCGGAGAAUAUUUUGAGUACUUAUUUGGAUCAGUAUCAGGAUACACCAUGGGAAGCUCUGCGGUACUUGGUUGCCGGAAUAAAUUACGGAGGUCACGUAACAGACGACUGGGAUCGCCGUCUGCUCCUGACUUACAUCAAUGGCUAUUUUACCGAGAACGUUAUCAACGAGGCCUUUUUUAAGCUAUCCCCUCUGGCCCACUACUACAUUCCUCGAGACGGCAGCCUUAGUGCUUAUCGAGAAUUUGUCUCAAUGUUGCCAAAUAUUGAUCAUCCAGAAGCAUUUGGUCAACAUUUGAAUGCUGACAUUGCCUCUCAAAUUCAGGAGGCAAAAAUUUUAUUUGACGCCCUGCUCUCGUUACAGCCAAAGAUCUCGUCGGCUGGUGAAGAAUCAAAGGAGUCGAGGGUGUUGAAACUUAUUCAGAAAAUGAAGGAGCAGAUUCCGGAUAAUUUAGACUACGACGGUACAGUAAAAAUUUUCAGCAACGAUCGAUCUCCGCUAAAAGUUGUGCUGCUCCAAGAAAUUCAGAGAUACAACGACCUUCUUGAUUUAAUACGCAACCAAAUCAUUGACCUCGAACGGGGUAUCCAGGGCCUUGUAGUCAUGUCCUCAGAACUAGAAGAAAUCGUUGCAGCCAUCUUUGAGAAUCGUGUGCCCCUUCAGUGGCAAUACGCUUAUAAUUCUCUGCGACCUCUGAGCUCUUGGGUGCGGGAUCUUGCUGAGAGAAUUAAAGUGUUUUUGCAGUGGUCACAGACAGCCAAGGCGCCGAAAACAUUUUGGAUAGGUGCGUUCACCUUCCCCACUGGCUUCUUGACCGCGGUCAUGCAGACGGCGGCUCGGACACACGGUGUUGGAAUCGACACACUCAGCUGGGACUUCAAUGUGCUUACUAUUCCCGAGCAAAAUAUCCCAUCGAGUCCAAAAGAGGGUGUGUAUGUUUGUGGUCUUUUCCUGGAAGGCGCUGGUUGGGACAUGAAGAACCAGUGCCUCGUGGAGGCAGCUCCCAUGAUGCUGGUCUGUGUCAUGCCUGUUAUUCACUUCAAAGCCAUAGAAAAUAAGAAAAAGGCUGCCAAAUCUACCUACAUUUGCCCAUGCUACUACUAUCAGAACCGAGCAGGCCCACCGGAAAAACCAUCCUUUAUGAUUGGCGUUGAAUUGAAAACCGGUGAUUUUCCCCCCGAGCACUGGAUUAAACAAAUACCACAACGUGGUCUUAAAAGCAGGAUGGAAGACGCAGGUGAAACACUUACGCCAAAGAGCAUCUCCCGUAAAGCUGUUUUGCAAGGGAUGGCUUAUGCGAUGUUAGCUACACUGCCUCCUGUGUACGGACUCUACUGUUCAAUGUGUGCAUCAUUUUUCUACUUUUUCUUGGGCACUUCAAGGCAUCUCUCUUUGGGUACUCUUGCGAUCCUCAGUCUUCUUGUAGGUAGCUGCCUUGACCGCAAAGUACCUCAGUCUUUACUUCCGCCGAACGAAACGAGUGGAUCAUCAGAAGGGAGCUUGUUAUCCAAGGGUGAUGGAGAUAAUGUUGUCAAUCGCGUUUUUAUGGCUUCCGCAUUGGCCAUGAUCGUAGGAAUCAUGCAGCUCAUAAUGGGAAUUUUGCGCCUUGGCUUUCUGACGCGCCUGUUGUCGCGCCCAAUGCUCGCUGGUUUCACCGUUGGCUCCUCGGUAUAUGUGGGAAUAUCCCAACUCUUCGUGAUAUUUGGUCUUCGCCUGAAGAAGCACACCGGGAUUUUCAAUGCCCCUUUGAUUAUUCUUGGUGGGAUUACCUCGCACUAUCUUCAGUUGAGCAAAAUGUACGAUGUUCGUGUUGUGGGCACCGUACCGACCGGGUUUCCAGAACCCACUGUACCGCGUCUUUCACUAGCUGGUGGAGUUAUCGGCGAUGCGUUUGUAAUAGCUCUCAUCGGCUUUUCCCUCUCAUACUCUCUAGCCUCCUUCUAUGCUCAUAAGGAGGGCUAUGAGGUGGAUCCCAAUCAGGAGUUGAUGGCCUACGGAAUCACCAACAUAUCGGGUUCCUUCUUCACUACUUACCCGGUGGGUGCGUCGAUCUCGAGGACUGCGCUGGUUACCACAAUGGGCGGAAAGAGUCAAAUUGUGGGACUUAUCGCUUCAAUUUUCGUUCUCUUGGUGGUUCUCUUUGCUGGACCUCUCUUCUAUGAUGUCCCAAACUGCUGUCUCUCUGCUAUUAUCCUCGUGGCUCUGCGAGGUAUGGUUGCUCAGUUGCUGGAGCUCCCAAUUCUGUGGCGCUAUUCCAUCUGGGACUUCGCCUCCUGGGUGGUGACAUUUACGGCCACGGUGUUCUUGGAUGUACUUUAUGGCCUGAUCAUCGGUGUCACCUUUUCCGCCCUCGUUGUCUUCGUUCGCUCACAAUUUUCAAAGGCCUUCGCUAUUGGCAGAUUCGAUAGCACCGAGUUUUUUAAGCCUACUAACGUAUAUGCCGCUUGUGCUGAAGACCCUAGGGUAAAGGUAAUUCGAUACGAAGGUGGUCUCUUCUAUGCGGGAGCGGAGUUUUUCUUCUCCUCAGUCAUCGACGCCACUGGCUUCGAUCCCCGCCCCGUUGCAUUUUGUAAAAAGAGGCUCGACACUGCAGUGAAGGAGGCUGACGCGGUAUUGAGCUCGAAAGCCUCCGAGUAUGAUUCCGUUGCAUUUGACCAGGAGGACAUUCAGCUCUCCUCUCUGCCUUUGGAAGAAGUGCAGCUGAACGAGGGACAGUGCAGCAGAGAUAGCCGAUGUGGGUGUUUGUGUACCUGCGGCAACUGCAGGCGUUUCAUGUCACAUCCGGAGGCUAUGAACAGGAAGCAGGAGGCGCUCAACCAACUCUCCGAUCUCCUCGCUAGUGUUCCUCUCACUCAUGUCAUUCUUGACUGCUCCGCCUGGACUUUUGUCGAUGUUGUCGGUGCCAACACUCUGCAAGCGCUAAUUUCUGAUUACAAUGAGGUUGGGGUCAAGGUUUACCUCGCGUCGCCCUCAAGAACAGUUCACAAGUCCUUGAUACGCUCUGGCUUGUUUGAGAAAUUUGAUCAUUCCAUCGUCUUUGUCAGCGUGUACGACGCCUACGCUUCUUUACAACAACUACAUCAACAUAUCUAG